This is a messenger RNA of Anthonomus grandis grandis, 1962 nucleotides long. Its product is annotated as putative fatty acyl-CoA reductase CG5065. NCBI's taxonomy places the organism in Eukaryota, Metazoa, Arthropoda, Insecta, Coleoptera, Curculionidae. Gene Ontology annotation, molecular function: alcohol-forming very long-chain fatty acyl-CoA reductase (NADP+) activity. The coding region runs from base 314 to 1867 and encodes 517 amino acids. The transcript has 12 exons. The record is from RefSeq and is a predicted model, not a curated record. Gene Ontology annotation, biological process: long-chain fatty-acyl-CoA metabolic process. Gene Ontology annotation, cellular component: peroxisome.
GCGCAUUAGUUGCAUAUUGCACUUAAAUUGGUAGUUUUAUUGCUAAUCCGGUGUCGGGUGACGUUCGAGUUAUUGAAAUUUGGUGUGAAAAGGCGGCUAAUUGUGUCAAGUGGAGCUGAACAUUGGGGACGUUUAUAUUAUUUUGGGAGAAGAGGUUGCUCGUGGAAAGAUUUCGUUUAUCUUUUUUACAUAAGAAACUUCAGUUUACGUAUCAAGGUGUCAUGGAUUAGGUUAGCGAUAUUAGCGUACACUUUUAAGCAGCUACCAAAAAUUUCAGUAAUAAUUCCCUAGUGAAAUUUCUAUAUAAACCAAAAUGGUAAAUUUCGAAGAAACACCAACAAUACCCGAAUAUUUUCGAGGAAAGAAGAUUUUUAUCACCGGGGGAUCCGGAUUUAUGGGAAAAGUUUUAAUCGAAAAAAUAUUACGAAGCUGUCCGGAUAUUUCCAAUAUCUACGUACUUAUGAGGUCUAAAAAAGGCAAAAGUCCAGAAGAAAGGAUUAAAAUUAUGACCGAUACUCCACUUUUUAACAGGUUAAAACAGGAAAAUCCAGAAAAUAUUAAAAAAAUCACACCAAUACUGGGCGACGUCACAGAAAUUGGAUUAGGUCUAUCUCCAGAAUCAAGAAAACUUCUAAUUGAUGAAGUUAAUAUUGUAUAUCAUGCCGCAGCCUCAGUCCGAUUUGAUGAUCCCCUUAAAGAUGCUCUCUUAAUGAACACAAGGGGAACAAGGGAAGUGGUCCACUUAUCUAGAGAAAUUAAGAAUUUGGAAAUCUUGGUUCAUGUUUCUACUACCUAUUGCCAAACUGAUAAAAAAGUAAUUGAAGAAAAAGUAUAUCCAGUCCAAGCAGACUGGAGAGAGGCGAUCAGAGCAGCCGAACAUGUAGAUCCACACAUUCUAAAUAUUUUAACUCCUCACUACAUGGGUGCUAUGCCAAAUACUUACACAUUUACUAAAAGUUUGUCAGAACAUGUUGUUAAUGAUUUGUGUGAUGGACAGAUACCUACUGUUAUAUUUAGGCCAUCUAUCGUAAUAUCCACAAUGGAAGAUCCAGUAGCGGGGUGGAUUGACAACUUUAACGGCCCAGUAGGCAUACUAGUUGCAAGUGGAAAGGGUAUUUUAAGGUCUGUAUAUACACAGCCUAACCUCACUGCAGACUAUAUACCAGUGGACCUCGUCAUAAAAGGAAUAAUAAUUUCAACAUGGGCUAAGGCAAUUGAGAAAAAUUACGAAGAAAAACUACGAGUUUCAGUUUAUAAUGCAAGCAAUAAUAACAUUAAUAAUAUAACCAUCAAACAGCUUGUUGACAUUGGAAGAGGUCUAUGUUAUGAUUACCCCUUGAAUAAUACGUUAUGGUAUCCAUCGGGGUGCGUGACAACCUGCUACCCAAACCAUUUCUUAAGGGUGAUAUUUUUCCAUAUCCUCCCAGCUCUUUUUAUUGACGGGUUAUUAAAGUUAACAGGACAAAAGCCAAUGCUAUUAAAAAUCCAAAGAAAAAUCUACAUAGCUAAUAUGGCGUUACAGUAUUUUAUAACGCAGGAGUGGACGUUCAUAAAUGACAAGACAGCCAAAUUGGAAGACUUGUUGUCUCCGGAGGAUAAGAAACUGUUUGGUUAUGGGCGAAAAGAUAUCGACCCAUUGGAAUAUUUUACAAAUGCCCUUAUGGGAACUCGACGUUAUUUGUUAAAAGAGGACGAUAGUACCAUGGAACAGGCCAAAGUUCAUAGUAAAAGGAUGUAUGUGCUCUACAUUCUGUUCAAUGGCCUUUGGUAUUUGGGGAUGUUUUACCUCAUAUUCUUCCAAUUGGACCUAUUGGGACAUCUUGGAAACGUUAUUGAUAGAGCGUAUGAUUAUAUUAGAGAACUGUAAGAAUACAGCCUACAACAAAUUUAUUUAAUCAGGAUCUUAUAAUUGUAAUAUAAUGAUGUUAUAAGUUUUUAUAAUAAUAAAUACUUUUUAAGUUU